ACAACGUGCGGGGCGGAGAUCACGUUGCCGCGAGCGUCAUGCUGAUAUCUCCCUUACCAAAGCUUCUCGCAAUGUCUUUUGGAAUAACCAAAAUUAUCUUGGAAACACUCGAGUCGUUCAGUUGACCUUACAGCUAUGACAUCGAUCUUGAGAAAAUUGCCAGGUGUAGCUAUCAUCACUGGCGCAGGCGGAACAGGCAUUGGCGCUGCAGUUGCGAAAGGCUUUGCGCGAUCCGGGAGCACGAAGAUUGCAAUCACAGAUAUCAACCCGGACACACUAAGGCAGACCAAAGAUGCCAUUCUAUCGAUAGAUUCAUCGAUUCAAGUGUUUGACAAAGCAGGAGAUAUUGCAGAUGAAGGGUUUGUAAACUCAUUCACAGAUGAAGUGGCUUCGAAGUUCUCGAGACUCGACUACGCGGUAAACUGCGCUGGGGUUCUUGGAGGCAAGCCAGUGAAAGCCGUGGAUAUGACAAUGGAUGCUUUCGAUCGACUGAACAACAUCAACUAUAGAGGCUCUUGGUUGAGUUCGCGUGCUCAACUCAGGAAUAUGUUAAACCAAGGACCUUUGUCAGAGCAGCCUGGACAACGAGGUUCUAUCGUGAACAUUGCGAGUCAACUAGGUAUCGUUUCAAGACCUGGCGCGGCUGCCUACUGUGCUUCAAAGGCUGCUAUCAUCAACAUGACACGCGCGAACGCCAUUGACUACUCAGACGACGAUAUUAGGGUAAAUUGUGUCUGUCCAGGUGUCAUUGAAACUCCAAUGACAACGACUUCUCCUGAGAUGGUUGAAGCACUGAAGCCGGCUAUCAACAUAGCCCCCAUGAAGCGGAUGGGUACGCCAGAUGAGGUAGCAAAUGCCGUAUUAUUCCUGUGCUCGACCGACGCGUCUUUCAUUCAAGGGCAUGCACUGGUCGUCGAUGGUGGCUACACAAUUAAUUGA
Molecule: messenger RNA, 939 nt
Organism: Boeremia exigua
Lineage: Eukaryota; Fungi; Ascomycota; Dothideomycetes; Pleosporales; Didymellaceae
Product: short-chain dehydrogenase/reductase-like protein SDR
Exons: 3
Coding region: 136-939 (267 amino acids)
Molecular function (GO): oxidoreductase activity, acting on the CH-OH group of donors, NAD or NADP as acceptor
Source: RefSeq, a predicted model, not a curated record